Brassica oleracea var. oleracea is the source of this 1209-nucleotide messenger RNA. RefSeq names its product protein FAR1-RELATED SEQUENCE 4-like. The record is from RefSeq and is a predicted model, not a curated record. The coding region runs from base 1 to 1209 and encodes 402 amino acids. Lineage: Eukaryota; Viridiplantae; Streptophyta; Magnoliopsida; Brassicales; Brassicaceae. The transcript is spliced from 2 exons. Gene Ontology annotation, molecular function: zinc ion binding.
AUGCUGGAGCAGGUGAAUCCUGACACAAUAACUCGUGUGGUUGUGGAUGAGGGCAAAAAAUUUAAGUAUCUGUUUUGGGUUUUGGGAGCUAGCAUAGAAGGAUUCCGUGCGAUGAGAAAAGUCCUCGUUGUGGAUGCAACACACCUGAAGACUGUUUAUGGUGGAGUGUUAUUUGUUGCGACUGCUCAGGAUCCCAAUCAUCACCACUACCCAAUUGCGUUUGGUGUUGCUGAUGGUGAGAAAUAUGAGAGUUGGCUAUGGUUUAUGGAACAGUUGAAAUCAGUGAUAUCGGAUCUCCCUGGAUUGGUGUUUCUUUCGGACAGAAACAAAGGCUUGAUCAAGGCAGUACAUCAAGUGUUCCCUCAGGCCGCUCAUGGUUAUUGUAUAUGGCAUCUGUCUCAAAAUGUUAAAGGCUACGUCCGUAACAACAGAGAAACAUGUGCAUUUAAGUUUAUGGAGUGCGCACACGCUUAUACAGAGGCGGAGUUCUUGGUCCUUUAUGACGCUUUUGGCAGGAAAUAUCCUAGUGCAGCGGAGUAUCUUGAGAGAAGUUGUGAACAAAAGAAAUGGGCUAGAUGUUACUUUGAAGGAGUUAGGUACAAUGUUGACACCACCAAUUCAGCAGAAUCUUUUAACGGUGUUAUUAAGGACGCAAGAAAGUUCACCUUACUUCCAAUGUUUGAUUUUAUCAUUGGAAAAAUUGCUAAAUGGUUUAACAAGCACAGGAAAGAGGCAGCUGAAAUGCCACCCGCACUGAAGCUUGUGCCUAUAGUGGAGGGGGAAAUGACUAAAAGAUGUGUUGAUGCAGGGUUUCUUCGGGUUGAUGAGUUAAACAGCUUCCAUCUCGAGUACAGUGUGCAUGGUAGUGACGGGAAGCGUUAUACCGUGGACAUGGCUAUGAACAUGUGCACCUGUGGGCAAUUUGAUAAAGACAAAUAUCCAUGUGUUCAUGCAGUAGCUGCUGCCACAUUCAUGACUGAGAAAGCGGGAAAGGAACUCCAUCUAUCUGAGUAUUGUUCUAAGUACUAUUUGGUAGAGCAAUGGGCUUUGGCUUAUCACCGGACAAUAUAUCCUGUUCCUCAUAUGUCUGAUUGGGUUAUACCAGAAGAAAUUAGAGCAAAUAAAUCUCUCAGCUCUGGGAAUGCCAUACGGCACUGCUAUGACCUUGAACCUAGGCUUGCGCAUAGUCUUUACUUCUACUUCAACUGA